UGCUAUAUGUUGAACGUGGAAGACACUUGGUGCACGGUUGCACGCCGUAAAUAACGCCCCGAUUCUUUCUCCACUCGAGAGGUGCAAAAAAAAAUUCAAUCGUAGAAUCGAAAAAAAUAACCGGUUUACGAGUGAUCAGGGUAAUUAUUAUUUGGAGGAGCAGUAGGCUCACAAGUGGUUGAAAAUGGUCGGUGGUGUUGUGGAGGAUGGACCACUGAUUACCCCAGUUGAAUCAGUAUCGAAGAAUACUGUUGUCGGGGUAUGUGUGGCCCUGGCAGCAUUGGCAUGCGCCGCCGCGAUGACCUGGUGGUACUGCCGACGGCGCCGAGAGCACAUGAAGUUGAGCAUAGACAAGUCCCUGGCGUUUAGACCCCCCCAUCGCAAGCCGACAGCUGUCAAGAGCCCUGGCAGUACAACCCAUUACCUGAAGAAGAGUCCCAGUCCCACGGGUCCAGCUAAAUCACCACCGGGAUCAGGUGGACAGACACCCUCACCCACUGGCUCCCAGCAUUCACCGCACUCCAAUAAUCCAGCGUCCAAUCCCAGAACUCCAGCGGGACUGUCACCACUCCAGACACCCUCCGGUGAUGUCACCAUCAUUAUUGAGAAUGAAAAGGACAAGGCAGAGUUGGAGUCCAGUGAGAAAGUCGAACGGGGACUUGUCAAUGGCGAGCACAGGGAUGGACUCGGACAGUUGGUCUUCAAACUUCGAUAUCAAGCCGAUCAGAACGCGCUUGUUGUCACUGUUGUAAAAUGCAAGGGACUUCCUGAGAGGGGAAUGCAGAAUUCCACGAGCGAUCCUUAUGUCAAACUGCAACUCCUGCCUGACAAACAGGACAGGGUCAAGACCAGGGUACUCAGGAACACACGUGAUCCAGUCUAUGAUGAGGACUUUACGUUCUUCGGAAUUUCAAAGACUCAACUGCAGAAAAUCACUCUUCACUUCGUUGUGAUGAGCUUCGAUAGAUAUUCCCGGGACGACAUGAUCGGCGAGGUGGUCUGCGCCCUGUCAUCAGUCCAGGGCCUCGAGGACGCUGACAAUCAGCAGUUGUCUCUCUGCCGGGAGAUCUGCCCCCGCAUACUGAAAAUUCAAUCACAAGGACGAGGAGAACUACUCGUCUCUCUCUGCUGGCAGCCAGCGGUGAAUCGUUUGACUGUCGUGGUGCUCAAAGCCAGAAAUCUCCCGAAGAUGGACGUUACCGGGCUGGCCGAUCCCUACGUGAAGAUUUAUCUCCUCUACAACUCACAGCGCAUCGCUAAGAAGAAGACUCACAUCAAGAAGCGAACGCUGAGUCCAGUGUUCAAUGAGUCUUUCGGUUUUGACAUACCAAAUGGUACUGAUGGCCUGGCGAACGUCAGUCUCGAGUUCAUGCUGUUGGACUGGGAUCGAGUUACAAAGAACGAGGUCAUUGGACGGCUCGAGCUGGGUGGCACCAAAUGCCAGGGUUCAGCGCUCACCCACUGGAACGAGGUUUGCAGUUCACCGCGACGACAGAUCGCCGAUUGGCACAAACUGCGGGAGUAACCCCCGCACCUCAGCCAGUAAUAUCCUAAAUUUCCAACUUCCUCAGGAUCCUCCACACACUCAUUGAAGAAUGACAAGCACUCGAUUUUAAAAAAUCAAUUAACAUAGCAUUCCUUCGAUGACGAUGACCACCGCGAGGAGAAAAUUAUCAGUUUUAUAAAGGAGACGAAGGACAAGUGGAUUGAAAUUCCGAUUGUUAACCCGAUUGUGGGAAAAAAAAAUCUUUCACUUAACAUUUGGAGGGCCUCAUAGUCACGGUGAUUGGGGCGAGUUGAUGGUAAAGUCCGGAAAGUUCCCGAUUUUAUUGGGAUAAAGCUCAGAGCUUUUGGCACUCACGGGAGGUCUAGAAUCCUGGGUUGAGACCUCAGGGUGACCUGGGAACGAUUCGAGGGGACAGAUAUCAUUUACAAAGAUGUAAGACAUUUCCCGGUAGAGCAUAAUUUCCCAAAUUUUUUUGCUUAAUAAGUCCCAGCAGCUCUGGAUUUAUUCUAAAUAAAUUCAGGAGCCUUCAGACUUCGCCCAAAAAAUUAUAAAAAUUCGAAAGCUCGAAUGCUCUGAAAUUUGACGAUAUAAACGCAUAUUAUCAUAUAAAUGUAAUCGAUAAUCCUGAUCAGGGGAGAUGGAAAAUUACAAGGAUCAUCGUGUGGCGCAGGAGUGUAUGACGAUGGCACUGAACGUCAUUAAUUUGCAUUAAUUACCUCUUAAUUGCCAAUUAAAAUUUUAUUUUAUUUUUCACUAGAAUGAGAAGGUAACGAUGAAUUGGCACGUGAUCGAGGGCUUCAGCGGUCUACGAGGCGAUUGUAAAUAUGUAAUUGAUGGUGAAAAAAUUGUGAGGAGAUACGUCAUUAAUUAACGCAUUCAAGCCCACCACAAUGUACCUCUUAACCAUUUAAUUUGCUUUUAUUACGUUUGAUUGAGCCGAAAUCACUGAAUCGCCCAGAUAUCAAUCACGUAAAAUUAUUUGUUAUUAUUUAAUAUGACUAUUUAUUAUUUAUUUAUUUAUUUUUAUAAUUAAAAAACGAUAAACUAUUGUGCAACGAUAAUUCAUUCAGUGGAGAUUUUACACAAAUUUCUCGACGGUAUGAAAACCCAUUUUGUCUUUUUAUUCCCAACGAAUCAAUGAUUUACUCGAUUAACUCAAUCAAUCAGUUAUAAAUUACGUGCGUCUGUUGGGCAACACAUACAGCACUGAAAGUAACUGAAACGUCGAAACAAAACAUAUAUCAUGAAGACUUAAGGGAUAUAUCGAAAAGGAGCAGAAUGUUGAAGAGGGAAAAAAAAAUUUUAUCAUUAGAUCACUCAGAGAUGAGAGCAGCAUUGCAAUUCGUGUGUCUCGAUAUUUAUUUAAUUAAUUGCUAUACAAAAAUCAUAACGAUAAUAAAAAAUGGAAAAAAAAAGAAGUGAUUAUGAUUAAGUAGCUGGUAGUUUACAUCAAUAUGCUUUGUCCCUUGUUUCUAUUGGACUGAUACAUCCGAUUUUAUUGAAUUGUUUUCGGUCAAUAAUCCUUUCAGUAUUUUGUCAAAUCGGUCUAACGAGUUCAAUGAAAACAAGAGAUUUGCUGUGUAACAUAUGGACUCUUGAUAAACAAAUAUUGUCACCGUCGGAGAUGUUUAUUAUCUAUUUUUAGAAUUCAGUCAGUGUUUAGUGAAAUGCGUUAGUUCAGUUUUAGAUUUUUUAGAUGUUAUUGGUCGGGUAGAGGUGAUUAUGGGUUGAUUUUUAUUAUGAGUUCCCGUUGAAGAGGAGUAUUAUAUGAUUUCUGCGAGGACGGUAUCAUUUUUACAUUAUAACAUGUGGACGACACAGUUCAUGAUUUACGGCAUGAUGUAUGUCAAAUAUUGAGGCUGUGCAGUCAAUAAAAUGAUUAAAAAUUAA
This is a messenger RNA of Diachasmimorpha longicaudata, 3397 nucleotides long. It is a transcript of the gene Syt4, whose product is annotated as synaptotagmin-4. Lineage: Eukaryota; Metazoa; Arthropoda; Insecta; Hymenoptera; Braconidae. Gene Ontology annotation, biological process: cellular response to calcium ion; regulation of calcium ion-dependent exocytosis; calcium ion-regulated exocytosis of neurotransmitter. Gene Ontology annotation, molecular function: clathrin binding; calcium ion binding; SNARE binding. Gene Ontology annotation, cellular component: plasma membrane; synapse; axon. The record is from RefSeq and is a predicted model, not a curated record. The transcript is spliced from 5 exons. Bases 185 to 1525 code for a protein of 446 amino acids.